Botrytis fragariae is the source of this 1398-nucleotide messenger RNA. RefSeq names its product putative proteasome subunit alpha type 6 protein. Bases 1 to 1398 code for a protein of 465 amino acids. Lineage: Eukaryota; Fungi; Ascomycota; Leotiomycetes; Helotiales; Sclerotiniaceae. The transcript has a single exon. The record is from RefSeq and is a predicted model, not a curated record.
AUGAUACCUUCAACUUCCGCGAGUGGAGGUGCGCCACGAAUCCCCUCAUGGAAACGAUUAGGCUUAAAGUUGAAAUCGGCCCCAAGUUCCUCAGAUUCAAAUAUUCAAGCCUCAAUUACCGAACCUCUUAGAGAAAUCGAGAUAGCAAACAGGAAAAGACCAAGAGAAGAUAUCGAGUCCGAGCACGAAACGUCUGCGAAAAAGCCGAAGAAUCUCGACUCUCAUCCUCCUGCUUCUGAACCACAACGAUCGGUCGUUCCCGAUUCAAUUAUUACUACACCCAGAAAAUCUGCGCUAAAAAAAUCAGUAACAUUCACCCCGGAAACAAAAUCUCAAGAUGGCGAUAGUAUAAAACAGUUAUACUUAGGUUGGGUGGCCGAUCAAAAAGCACAAGACGACUUUUUCUACGGUCCUUCUACGAGUCAAGCUUUUGAAACACCCGCACCACCUAUAGUUGAGGAACAGUUUGAUACUACACUUCCAGAAAAGGAACGAAGGGUGAAAAGAGUCAAGAAGACAAAAUUGGAAGCCAAACCCGAAAAUGGUACCACUGAGAAGGAUUCGAAGCCCCAGAAGUCUGUGAAGAAGUCGAAAGUCUCCAAACCAACUGCCGCCCCACGUCCAUUCUUAGCGUAUUUAAGACAGUAUCACGAAUCGAAGGAGACGUGGAAGUUCAACAAAAAUCACCAAAAUCACCUAUUGAAACACGCUUUCAACGUUGAGGUCGUUCCUUCCGAUCACGUCCAUCUUCUCUACGAGUACGUCAGAGGUUUGCAGGGAGGAGUCAGAAAAAGACUUCGAGACGAAGCAUUAGCUAUCAAGGUGAAAGAUCGAGAAUCUGACGCUUCUGGAUUUCCAGCAACCAUGGCAGACAGUAGCAAAAGACAACGAGAGUACGACCUUGCCAUGAAUGAAUAUGUUGCAUCAAUGACUGCCGCUGGAGCAUCGUCGCGAAUGGGGUAUGAAGAAGGUGUAAUUAUAGGAUUGUCGGAUGCAGCAAUGGCUCCCAGAAUGGCCAAGAGAAUGAGAGCCGAACAAAUUCUUGCUGAAUUGGGCUCUUCAUCUUCCGAAGAGACGACGGAUACGCAAGCCACGGAAACAGAAUCUGUAGCAACGGACGGAGAAAAGAGGUUGCGAUUGAAUGAUGGUACCCCGCAGAAGAUCGGAAGGAAAAGAAAGCAACGGACACUUGCCGCUGAUGAUUCGAGCUCUUCUGACUCAGAUUCAAGUAGUGAUUCUGAUGAUAGCAACUCCGAUGAUGAGUCAAUGGUGGACGGUAACAACAAAGACGAUACAUCUUCCAGUUCAUCAAGCAGCUCAUCUAGUUCGGGAAGUGAUGAUGAGGAUUCAUCCAGUGAAGACGGGUCGAGCAGCAGCGAAAGUGAGGACAGUGAGUGA